GUGCGCUCGUCCCUUGAGACGCAGUCCUGCGCCGGUGGAAAUGAGGAGUGGGUCAAGCAGCUAAAGGCGUGCAGGGAGGACUUGAAACAGUUCAUCAACGAGCAGAACUGCGCGCCGAUCCUUAUUCGCCUUGCUUGGCAUGACUCCGGCACCUACGACCAGCGCAUCUCCGAGUUCCCACAGCGAGGGGGAGCCAACGGGGCCAUCCGAUUCGAUCCGGAGAUGACGAUGGGAGCGAACGCAGGCUUAGACAAGGCAAAGCGAUACCUGGAGACUUAUGCGAAGAAGUACCCACUCAUCUCGUGGGCAGACCUCAUUCAGCUGGCCAGCGCCACUGCUGUCGAGGUCGCAGGAGGACCAGUGAUCGACAUGGUCUACGGCCGCGUGGCCGUGAAUAGCCCUGCCGACUGCGUUGGCGCGACCUCCCGCGAGGGCUUUGCGGGCAACGCAGGGCUUCCAGAUGCCAUGCCACCCUUCGGGUGCGGCGCGACGUCGCCCGCAGAGCACCUCCGAAACGUCUUCACGAAGAAGAUGGGCUUCAACGAUCAGGAGAUUGUUGCCUUAUCUGGUGCUCACACAGUUGGCCGCGCGUUCAAGGAGCGAAGUGGUACCUGCCCCUUCGGCUAUGGUGACGCCAGCGCCUCCAAACACACCAAGUCCACGUGCAAGGUCCGAAAGGACAGUGCUGCUGGCGUUGGCAUGUCGGGAGGCUGCGCGUGGACCAAGAACUGGCUAACCUUUGACAACUCGUACUUCAGCCGCUACAAGGAUGCCAUGGCGGAUGACAACCUGCUGUGGUUCCCCACGGACGAGGUGCUCCACACCGAUCCAGGGUUUAAGCCGCAUUUCGAGAAGUACGCAGCUAACCAGACCCUCGGCGGAGCGCCUUUUUCGCGGAUUACGCCCUUGCUCACAAGAAGCUUUCGGAACUGGGAGCUAAGUUUGAGCCCCAGGGCGGCGUUAGGAUCUGA
Molecule: messenger RNA, 971 nt
Organism: Symbiodinium pilosum
Lineage: Eukaryota; Dinophyceae; Suessiales; Symbiodiniaceae
Source: the annotation of a GenBank genome assembly